This is a messenger RNA of Nicrophorus vespilloides, 4554 nucleotides long. It is a transcript of the gene cnc, whose product is annotated as segmentation protein cap'n'collar-like. NCBI's taxonomy places the organism in Eukaryota, Metazoa, Arthropoda, Insecta, Coleoptera, Silphidae. The coding region runs from base 486 to 3182 and encodes 898 amino acids. Gene Ontology annotation, cellular component: nucleus. Gene Ontology annotation, molecular function: DNA-binding transcription factor activity, RNA polymerase II-specific; RNA polymerase II cis-regulatory region sequence-specific DNA binding. The record is from RefSeq and is a predicted model, not a curated record. The transcript has 13 exons. Gene Ontology annotation, biological process: regulation of transcription by RNA polymerase II.
CGUCACUGGUAUAUAUAACUCCACUGCGCAACCUCCAAAACUUCGUGUGUACUAUCGGGCAGCAUUGCGAUUAAACCUCCGACUUGUCAAGUGAUCAGGUGUAAAGUUUUGUUUGUGUCUCUUGUUCAACUGCAACGACGUUGCACUCUACCGAUUUCGAACCUAUACGACUCAGCUGAGAGGCUACGAACCCCUGACAUUCGUGUACAACAUUUGGGCCACACCGAGGCCGCGACACAAAAGGUGAAACUUGCAAAACAGACGAUCCGGUCUCUACCAGCACCGGUUCAAACACCAUCUCUGCAGUACACACCAUCAAAACUGUGUGCGCGUUUUUUUGUUUUUUACUUGUAGAUCGCACACGCUGCUAAGAAAGUGAAGACGAACUGUUGAUCGAAGACGAUGUCGGCGUAAACAAAGCGUGAAAUGCAGAGACCCGUUUAGUUUAACCUCAAAACCUGUGCGAUAACAACAAGCGAACGACGAUGCUCAGCUUGAAAAAGGUGUAUUGCGACGAGCUGUUGCAGCUCGCCCUCAUCCUCAGCCUUCUCAGGUCUCAUCCUGACUCUCACCUGGAGACUGACAUCCUGUCUUCAGUCAACAAUUAUGAUCUGGACAAUGGCACUAGCUGGAGAUCAAUGGGGCCCAGUCUGCUCCGGUCUCACUAUGUCCAUCCCAAGAGUCUUGACACUAUACUCAUGAAUUAUGAAAGGGAAGUGUUUGCGGAUCUCAACUCCUUGGGGAGAUAUCACAGAGCCAACAUCCACCAACCCAAUAUCACUGCGUACCUUCUCAAUGUGGACAGAACAGCAGCUGAAAUCUUGCCUGAAAUACCAACACAGCCCCCUGUUGAAGAACCUACUGUUGAACCAGCUGAGAGUCCUGGGGAAAGCAAUGUUGAUAACUCUUUGGAACUCACACAAGAGGAUAUGGAUUUGAUUGAAGUGCUGUGGAAACAGGAUGUGGAUCUUGGUGUGCCUUUAGAAGUGGGACCGACCAAACCGGAGAAGCUGGAUCCCGAUCUGAAUUCGACUCCUACAACCUCCAAAGAAGACGGAAACUUGGAUGAUAUUAAAACCCUCAAAGAAUUUAACGAGAGCAGCAUCAAAAUCGAACCGGAGUCACAGGACUUGGAUCCUUGGGCCGGAUUGAACUACACCGUGGACACGGAGACAGGGGAGUAUGUGAUAAAGGGAGAGUUAGAAGACAGUCUUACUGGAGCGGAGUGCGGCCCCUCGUGCGAUCUUCCACUUGGGGACCUAUCGUUACCGCUCCCCGAAUUCUUUCUGGAACAGGCCCUCCAGUUAGUCGGAUUAGAAGACGACGCACCACAAGAAGCGGCGAGCGAGAAGGCUUUGGAAAGCGGAUCUCCAGGUGAUUCGGACCCCGACACCGCCGUUGCUGGCAGUUCCACAUCCACCACAGCUACAGGACCUUUGGGCAUCAAGGAGAGCGAAUCUGAAGACGAGUUCGACAUCUUCGGCGAUAUGAUCCAAACGCAGUUCCACCACCCCCAUCACCGGGCUUUCCAGGUAAAUGCCUACAUAGGCCGCAUGCCGAUCGUUCGCACGAUGAGCAUGGAGCAAAGAUGGCAGGACCUGGCUAACCUCCUGAGCCUGCCCAGUCCUGGCGAUUCGGCGGCCAUGGCACAUCCCUUCAGCCACCACCACCAUGCGCUGCACAACUAUAGCCACCCCCACACGCACGGCAUGGGUUACGGUCCUGACGCAGCGCGAGGGGUUCUCCUCCACAACGCCACCCUGACGCCCCCAAUGGGCGACAUCAAUUCCACAGUACCUUACAGCAAUUUAGGAGGUACGAAUUUGGGUAACGCCGUUGCCACUUCUAUGAACCUUACGAACAGCAGCGAGCCCAUGGGUGAACCCAGCAAUGCUGGUCACUAUAAGCUCGAGCCCACACACGAUAUGAUGUAUUAUCAGAAUACCACAUCGGACCUGAACCAGACCGACGGUUUCCUGUCAUCCAUUCUUAAUGACGAAGACCUGCAGCUUAUGGAUAUGGCGAUGAACGAAGGAAUGUACACAAUGCGGAUGUUGGACAGCAACAAUGCCGUCAGCAACCUAAGUAUGUCCAGUGCGACGGGUGCUGCCCCAAUGUCCUCCUCUCGUGUAGACGUCGAACGGAUGGACACCUCCAGCGACAGUGCCGUCAGCUCCAUGGGUUCCGAACGAGUGCCAUCGCUAUCCGACGGAGAGUGGUGCGAUGCCGGCUCCGAUUCUGGACACACCGCUGGUGAUCACUAUGUGAACGAUUACACAAAAUAUAGACCCUACGACUACAGUUAUUCGAGCAGACAACACUCGACCACUACUUUCGGACCAUCAGAUGCUAACCGAUUGCCAGUAGCUCAGAAGAAACAUCACAUGUUUGGAAAACGUUGCUUCCAAGAACAAGGUUCGACGCAAGCACAAGCUCCGAUUAAGUAUGAGUACCGUGAUCCUGGAAGUGCGUCGGUUUACAACAGUUCAAACCAAGCUGAAGGAGCAAUUCCGAAGCCGCCUGAAAUCAAGUAUCCUUGUAAUAUGGAGUUCAGACACAAUUUGGCAAGGAAUCAUUUGGAGCAUAUCCAGCAUAACCACACGUAUCAUCUGCCGGUGGAGAGUACAGGUGCUAUGCAACGACCCAUCUCCCGGGAUAAGAUGAAGAGUAGAAAGGCCGAGGAGGAACAUCUGACUAGGGAUGAGAAGCGCGCUCGUGCCUUGAGCGUGCCAAUCUCCGUUGACGAGAUCAUCAAUUUGCCAAUGGAUGAAUUCAACGAGCGUCUUUCCAAGUACGACCUGAGUGAGGCACAGCUUAGCCUGAUCAGAGACAUUCGUCGUCGAGGCAAGAAUAAAGUAGCAGCACAGAACUGCAGAAAGCGCAAAUUGGAUCAGAUUUUGAGCUUGGCUGAUGAGGUGAAAGACAUGCGUGACAGGAAGAUUCGACUCCUCAACGAGCACGAGUAUCUCUCAGGCGAAUGCCAACGCGUAAAAGACAAGUACCAGCAGCUUUACCGUCACGUAUUUCAGAAUCUACGAGAUCCUGAAGGUAACCAGUAUUCGCCCUAUCAAUACAGCCUGCAAACAUCCGCGGAUGGUUCGAUCCUGGUCGUGCCUCGCGCCAACUCUAGCAUCACGAAUCCAGAGAGAAAGGAACCACACCCGCCCGGUCGCAAGGAGUGAAUAUUUUGAUUCGUUUCUUAUGUGGUGUGAAUUCCACAACAAACAAACAAACAAACAUUGCCAUCCAGAGUAAAAUUUAUUUAGAGUUCAGUUUUCGUUUCGUUUUUCUUUCUCUACUAAGCUACAGGAAAAAAAAACACAAACACACACACACAAAAGCAGAGACACAAGAAGAAGUGCGUGCAUUUCGUUUUUGGUUUUAUUAAUUAUUAUUUUUUAUUUUUGUACAGAAUUACCAUUUUAGUUAGUUUAGUUAGUAUAUUUCGGGGAAAAUUCUAACUGAGAAGAGUUCUAGUUUUGUUCUUUUGUCUUUUUUUUUGCUCGUUCCCUUAUAAUUUUAUUGUUUCAUUAUUAUUAAAACAAAAUCAAAAUCAAAUACAGAUGUAUUCAAAUACUUCGUUCUCAAAAAAAAAGUACUGUUAUAAUAGAAAGAAAGAAACAAACAAAUAAUAAACGCAGGGAAACCAAAAGUUUCUGGAGUCUCGCCAUCCUUGGAAUUGUUAGGGAGAUGUCUAUUUUUAUAAAAUAUAUAAAGAAGAAAAAUUAAAUUUAUAUAUAUAUGAUAUAUAAGGUGAAAAAACAAACAGAAUAUUUACAGGUGAUCGAGUUUUUGCCUUUUUUUUGUAACUUGUAUAUAGCAUGGUAUGAAUGUUGAUUUGAGUGUGUAUGGAUUGAGUGCAUAUGAAUGGAUUUUUGUGCCGGUGAGGAUAAUUUAGUAAACGUGCGUUAAAUAUUGUUGAGUCGCAAGGCAGAAAUGAUCGAAAAACAAUAUGAGAAAAUAUAUAUAUAUAUAUUAACAUGGAUAUGAAAAUAAUAUUAUAUGAUUAUUAUACAAAUUUACGAGUAACUCGUUUUAGUGACCGUACUUUUUAUUUUUCUUUUAAGUAAUUCUUACUACUUUUUAUUUGUACACUUAUGUUCUUUUUUUUUCUUUUUUCCAUUUUGGUAAAUGUUAGAAAUGCAAACAACAAAAAUCUAAUAUAAUAUCGAUGAAUAAUUAUAGGCUAAUAUUUUUAUAACUAAAGUAGUUUUUGUACAUUGUAUAUUGUAAGUAAGUGUAUAAUAAAAAUAAGGCCUACACGAGCAAUGGCGCUAUAACUUAGUACUUAGGGCUUAUUAUUAUUAUUACUAUCUUUAUUGCUAAUAUUGUUGCGUAACUAGGGGUUAACUAUCGAAUCGUGUUUGUGUUAAUGCAAAAUUAGAAUGUGGAGUUCAAUAUCUUUCACCAACCCACCUCUUGUAUUGAUUAUUAAUUGAUAUAUUUAUAAUUUAAUCCUCGAACAAUGCCAAUAUAUAUUUAAUAUAUGUGAAAAUGGAAAGAUUGAUAUUUCUCUUUGUAUGUCUAUUAUUAAUAAUAUUUCGUUUUCGUUUA